Messenger RNA from Rhagoletis pomonella (apple maggot), 690 nucleotides. RefSeq names its product 39S ribosomal protein L30, mitochondrial (gene mRpL30). Gene Ontology annotation, cellular component: mitochondrion; large ribosomal subunit. Gene Ontology annotation, molecular function: structural constituent of ribosome. NCBI's taxonomy places the organism in Eukaryota, Metazoa, Arthropoda, Insecta, Diptera, Tephritidae. The transcript has 2 exons. Gene Ontology annotation, biological process: translation. Bases 73 to 615 code for a protein of 180 amino acids. The record is from RefSeq and is a predicted model, not a curated record.
CAGCUGUUUUUGUUGUUUCAUAACCUAACCGCAUUUGGUCUGUAUAAAAAUUUUGAAAAUUGGAUUUUAUAAAUGGAUUUAACAAAAAUGUUGCAGCCAGCCGCUCUAAUAACACACACAGUACGUGCCUAUGGCAAACACAAUAAAAAAUAUUUAUACAAGGACGGACAGAAAUAUGGCAAAGUGAUAUACUACCCAAUGACACCUGACCAUGAAGAUCCACCAGUUCAACCAGCGAAGUUAUUCCGUGUACAACGUAUUAAACCUGUCAAGGGUAAUCCUUUUUGGGAGAAACGUAUUCUGAAAGACCUAGGUCUCGAUGGUAAACAAAGUGAUUUUACUGUAGUAAAAAAUAUACCAGACGUCAAUGCAUUACUUUGGAAAAUAAAGCACUUGAUCAAAGUGACACCAAUAACAUUCCCGUAUGGUGAGCCGACUGAUAAUGACAUCAAAUAUACGGUUCUUAAGGAAAAUGGUGAAUGCAUCGUUACUAAAGAAAUCGGUCCUGUAGUGCAACGAUUAGAAGCUGCUGAAGCAUUCGAAUCUGACCCAAAACGCUUAGACACUGAUUUGUUAAAACGUGAUGCACGUAUGAAAUGGCUCAACCCAUGGUAAUACGAAAUAUACACGUAUAUUUAGUAUUUCGUGUGACUUUUAUAAGAAAUAAAUGCAUUAAAAAUGAUAUAUAAA